CUCGCUGACUGCAAAACUUUUUCGCAACGGAUCGAUGAAUUUGCAAAUUACAUAGAAAAACCUCAGUCCUUCGUAUUUCAGCCACAUAUUCACCAUCUGUUUCGAAAAGAGAGCCGAAUUUCGUACGCGAGAUAAAUGGUGCAGCACAAAAGUGUUCAUUUCCAUUGCCACGAUGGAAAUGUGGGAAAAGGAGCUGUACAGAAAUUUCAAGAACCCGAAGGAAUGACUACGAUUGAUUUGAAAAAUGUUCAUGGAUACGAGGAAUGCCAAAAAGAAAAUACACCCCCAAUCAUUUUAAUAAAUCCAAUCCGAAAAUACAUUAUUAAAUAUUUAAUUAUAACGUUUUUUAUCAUUUUUGCAACGGUAACGAUAUUUACAAUAAUCACGCCACAAAAUCCAGUUUCGAGAACGUUCAAAAAUGUUUUCCACAUUCAAUCAAAUUCAGAACCGAACAUAUCGCUUUCUGAAAUAACGAAACUCAUCUCGAUGUACACCGAAAAUAUCGAUCGCUGCAUAACAUCGGGGAAAGUUGAUGAUUGUUGCGCUAUUUUCGCUGAACUCUAUGACGGUUUUACCAUUGAAGCGUGUAAUAUCGAUACGAUCAGAUCGUUAUUAGGCAAUGCAACGAAAUGGGACAAUGACCAAACUGAAUCUUUUUCCAUAAACAAUAACAUUACUUUAGAUGAUUCUGAUGAUGCUGAUUUUAUCGAUUCGGACACAAAAAUCUCUGAUAUGUUAAAACCGGUUAUUGAAGACGAUAGUUUGAAUUUAGAAGGUGAUGAUAUCGCGAUUAUUUUAAGCAAUGAUAAGAUUAUCAAAAAAGAAAAGUAUUUAUACAAAAGAGAAAUUGAUUUAAAUUUUAUGCAAAACCAGAUAGAGACUCCUCAAAUUAAUUUUAUUGGAGAUAAAGAAAGGAAAUUUAAAAUUGUUGAUUCAAAAACGGCACAAGAAAAUAUCCCAAACACCAUCGUAACAUCAACUCAAUGCGUCCCAUUAACCCCUCAUCCAUCAUAUCAUUACGAUCCAAAUCCGAGAUACGCAGAACUCCUCCCAAUAAAUAGAAAUCCUUAUAUUAUGCCUCCAACUUUUCCAUACUCUAUGAAUCCUUAUUUUUCCAUCCCACCAAUUCCACCAACUCAAUACCAGUACAACCCAUUUUACAUCCCUCAAAACCCUAUACCCACCAGCAUCCAAGCAACGAAUCCCUCCGGACAAUUUUUCAUUUGCAACCCAGUCCCAGCACCAUCAACGAACCAUCUAACUUCAAUCCCGGGGGUGGAAGUACGACAAAGCUCGGGGUUAAGUCUUCAAGAUUUAGUUGAUGAUGUUGCCGAACCCCACAGCAACAAAACAAGAAGCUCAGAUUUAUGUCCAUCCGGCAAGGUUCUUUGUGGCGAUGAAUUAAAAUGCAUCAAAGAGUUCAGAGUAUGCGAUAAUAGAGUUGAUUGUAAAGAUGGUAGCGAUGAAGUUGGUUGUUCUUGUACUGAUCGAGUUGGACCGUCAAGAAUGUGCGACGGUUAUUAUGAUUGUCCCAAUGGAGAAGACGAAUGGAAUUGUUUUGGGUGUAGAAAGAACACGUUUAGUUGCGAUGAUUGGAAUGAUGAUCGAAGGGUUACUUGCAUCCCAAUCGAGCAAAGGUGUGAUGGCAUCGUUCAAUGCAGAACGGGGAAAGACGAAGAUGAUUGUGCGAUUUUAUCAGAAAAUUUCGGAAAAACUUUGCCAAUGUAUAAAAUUUCGAAUUCUGCUGGGUUCCUUUACAAAAAUUACAAAGGUGUUUGGUACCCAGCUUGUUCUAAUAGUGAGAUAUGGGCGAUUAGUGCUUGCGAUAAAGAAUCUGGUCCAAACAUUUUAUCUCCAAUAACCCACAUGGUUCCAACUCAUCAUAAUUACGAAGGCCAAUACAUAAAUCUAAUUAAUAAAGAAGUCGAUUUAGUAGAUUCUUGCAUUCCAGGAUUUGCAGUUUACGUCCAAUGUCCAUCACCAAUUUGCGGUAAAAGAACUAUGGGGAAACGGCCUUUUCGCUCAGAAGAAGAUGAUGAUGAUAGCCAUGAAGAUUCAAUAUCAAGAUUUCGACCUCGUCAUCAAAAUAAUCAAUCAUCAAAGUCAUUAACAUCGAGCUUAAAUGAAUCUUUAUCUGAAAUAUUAGGCGUAGUUGGGGGAAGUCCAAGUCGACCAGCAGCUUGGCCGUGGGUCAUUUCAAUGUAUCGCAACGGUUUCUUCCAUUGCGGAGGUGUUGUAAUAAGUGAAUCUUGGAUUUUAACAGCUGCUCAUUGCGUAGAUAAAUACGCUAAAUAUUAUUUUGAAAUUGAAGCGGGGAUUUUAAGGAGACUAUCGUUUUCACCGAUGCAACAAACUCGAUUUGUUACUCGAGUUCUCAUCCACGGUGCUUAUGAUCGGGCGGUAUUAAAGAAUGAUUUGGCGUUAAUUAAAAUCGAUACACCUCUAAAAUUCAAUAGAUAUGUUCGUCCAAUUUGUUUACCAUCGGAACAUACUGCAGGAAGAAAUUAUUUGGAAGCACCACCACCCGGAACUCUAUGCACCGCCAUCGGAUGGGGAGCCACUUUUGAACACGGACCAGAUCCUGACCAUUUAAGAGAAGUCGAGCUCCCAGUUUUAAAACACUGCAAAUACCCCGAUGAUGAAAGCGGACAAGAAAUUUGUGCCGGCUUCGUGGAAGGAGGAAAAGAUGCUUGUCAAGGUGACAGCGGAGGUCCUUUUAUGUGCCGAAAUCCAAACUCUCCAGAUCAAUGGUACUUAGCUGGUAUAGUUAGUCACGGAGAUGGAUGCGCAAGACCUAACGAACCGGGGGUUUACACAAGAGUUUCAUUAUACAUAGAUUGGAUUUUUGAAAAUAUCCGAUCAAAUCUUCAUUUACUAAACAUCCCCUUAUUAAAAUGUCCAGGAUACGAAUGCAAAGCUACGAAAAAAUGCAUACCAAGAAAAAACCAUUGCGAUAAAAUGGUGGAUUGCUUGCUGGGCGACGACGAACGCCAAUGCAAUCCUUCGAAAAAUCCCGAAUUAUUCGGGCAAGCGAUGAGCCGCAUGAUAUUGCAACACAACUCGAAAAGCGAAGUUAAUAAAUUAAGCGCUGCCGAAGACACAACGCUCGGCUCGACUACAUUAAUAACAACGACCACAGAAACUCCAGUAGCGUCCGCCGUUGGGGUACAAGAUCCUAUCUCUACAUUUAAAAUUGAAACCAGCCAAACCGAAACCGGAUUAUUUUCAACUGUAUUCGAAUCUUUUCGUAGUACUUUAAAUACGGAUGAGAAUCUUUUUAGCAAUACAGAAAUUACAACAAAUAAUGCAAUUACAACUGAAAGUAUCAUUGAAGAUGUAACCACCGAUACAAAUGAUAAAAAUUUGACGUCAAAGGAGAAAUAUUUUAGAUGUUCCGACAUGCUACAACUAAUUCCUUAUACAAGAAGAUGUGAUAAAUAUAUUGAUUGCGAAGAUGGAACUGAUGAAAUGAAUUGUACUUGUGUAGACUAUUUACAUUCCUUUUCUAACGAAUCAAUAUGCGAUGGAAUAAAUGAUUGCGCCGAUUUUUCCGAUGAACAAGGUUGCGGUGAAAUGUGCGGACCGAAUGAAUUUCGUUGUCGAGUAUCGUCGACGUGUGUCGAGGCCAGAAAAAAGUGCGAUUCCAUCCCGGACUGUCCGCAUAACGAAGACGAAUGGGACUGCUUCGCCCUAACGGACGCCAACGUUCUCCUAUUAGACGAAGAUUUACGCCCCCAUUUGAAUACUAAGGGCAUCGUCACUUUUUACCAGAAGGGCCGGCAAACCUGGACGCCAAUCUGUUUCGAUGAGAACAACGAAGAAUCCGAAGAAGAAUCCAUCGCUUCACAAAUUUGUCUUAUGUUAGGUCUAAACGAUUACAUUGUUUAUCGGCAAACCCAAGUCGAAGAGAAACCUAUGCAAAUUAUAAAUGCAAACGGCGAUUUACUUGGGGAAAAAACCGAAAUUAACGAUACAAAGUUUUGUGAUGGUUUUUAUUUGAGAUGUGCCGAUGAUACGAUUUCUGGUGCAGAUCUUGAGUCUGUCGCCGAUAUCACAAACGACUUGUUCUCGAUGGCAUGGAAUGUGGCAGUUUAUGCAGAUGGCGAAUAUAAAUGCACUGGCAUUCUACUGACUAUGAAGUGGGUACUAACGUCGGUUAAUUGCUUCCACGGAAUCACCAAGGCUCACUCCUAUUACGUAACCGUUUUAGCAGGAAUUGGAAGAUCUCUUUUGAAUAUUCAAGGACCGCAUCAACAAGAGCGAUUAGUAGUUUAUUCCACCAUAAUCUUGUAUUCAGAUGGUGUCAUGUUGAAAGUGGACAAGAAAUUUGAUUUUACACGAUACGUUCGACCUUUAAGCAUACCAACAAUAAGAGAAAUUUCAAAAAUAUCGCACCAUAAAUGUGUGGCAGUUGGAAGAGGUCAAAAUAGAAUGGAAACGGUGCUUCUCCACAUGACAAAUAAUUGUACAUCUAAUUCAAGGUGUUUCAAAAGAAUUUCACCAAUUAAAGAAAAUUGUGAAAAAUUUCAUUGGAGUGGAGUCAUCGUUUGCGAAUCAAAAUCAGCCCUCUACCCAAUAUCAAUAUAUCAAGAACUAUUAGGUUCAUGCGGUUUUACUCAUUCUUCUCCAUUUACAGCCAUAUCGUUAUACAAAACUGCGAUUAACAAAAUUAUUGAAGAUCCAAGCGACGUCAUUGUAUUUCCUCCAAUUUGCGAUGGAUUCCGAUGUUCUUUAGGAAAUUGUAUCGAUACAAAAAAACUUUGCGAUGGAAUCGAAGAUUGUCGAUCGGGAGAAGACGAACAGGAACCAAUGUGUUCAGGAUUAUCGUUUUUAAAAGACGAAGAAAAACAGUGUGACUCACUAAGUUUAAAAUGUAAUAACGGCAAAUGUGUCCGGAAAUCGGUUUAUUGCGAUAGAAAUAACGAUUGUGGCGAUUACUCCGAUGAACCGGACAUUUGUAAUUGCUUCAACUACUUAAAUUCAACUCAACCGGAUAAAGUUUGCGAUGGAAUUGUUAAUUGCGAAGAUAAAAGCGAUGAAAAUCCUGCUAUUUGUAGGUGUACCGAGAAAUUAUUUAAAUGCAAUAAUGAAUGUGUACCAUUAGAAAUGGUCUGCGAUGAAGAAAAGGAUUGUUCUGAUGGAGCAGAUGAACAAAAUUGUAUAUCUUUAAGAAGAGUGAGAAAAAAUGAAUCAAGCGUUCAGGGAGAAGUUACAAUACGAACUAAAGGAAUUUGGCAUUCAGGUUGUUUCUCUAGGAACAUGACCAAAGAAGAGCUUACAGAAAUAUGUCAGAAUUUAGGAUUUUCAAAUAGUACAGGUUCUUAUGAGAAAUAUCCAAGCGAAGCUGUGGAAAAACUUUCUCCUUCACCUAUUUCUAACCGAUUUGAUAUAGUUUGGUUACAUUUUAAUCCUAAACUUAGGUUAUCAUUAAGAACUGGCCGUGAUGGGUUAAUUCGUUUUGAUGAAACUAAGAAAUGUCCAAGAUUAUACAUCCAGUGUAGCUUAAUUAACAAUUAA
Molecule: messenger RNA, 5517 nt
Organism: Onthophagus taurus
Lineage: Eukaryota; Metazoa; Arthropoda; Insecta; Coleoptera; Scarabaeidae
Product: serine protease nudel
Biological process (GO): proteolysis
Cellular component (GO): membrane
Molecular function (GO): serine-type endopeptidase activity; protein binding
Source: RefSeq, a predicted model, not a curated record